CUGUUUCGUAAAAUUUAAAAGCACUAGUUGUGUAAGGUGGAGAAUUUUUGCCAAGUGGUGAUAUAAAAAGGCUUUGAAUGCAUUCACACUUCACAGCAAAGCCGGAUCUUCUCCAUCUCCAGACACGGACGGAGCAGGCAGGUUGCAGUGAUGCAGGUUUUAGGUCUGUUGGUCCUCCUGGUUGGACUCUGGGAUCAGUCCAACACCCAGAACUUGGAGCCCAUGUUUCAGGAUGUGACACAGACGCUGCUUCCUCCUGACAGUCUGAACAACCCAACACAACUUAACUACGGGAUGGCUGUCACAGACGUGGACGGGGAUGGUGACCUGGAGGUGGUGGUGGCAGGGUACAAUGGGCCAAACCUUGUGCUGAAGUAUGACCGCACACAAAACAAGCUGGUAAACAUCGCCAUUGAUGACGCCAAUUCUCCGUACUACGCCCUGAGGGACACAGGAGGAAUGGCUAUUGGAGUAACUGCUUGUGAUGUGGAUGGAGAUGGACGUGAGGAGAUCUUCUUCCUCAACACAAAUGGCGCCUACUCUGGGCGGGCAACUUAUUUAGACAAGCUCUUCAAGUUCCGCAACGGGCGCUAUGAAGAUCUUGUGAGUGAUGAGCUCAAUGUGCGUAGAGGCGUUGCUAAACGCAGAGCGGGGCGUUCUGUGGCGUGUGUUGACAGGAAGGGAACAGGCCGUUACGCCAUCUAUGUUGCCAACUAUGCCAAUGGCAGAAUCGGUGCUCAUGCUCUCUUGGAAAUGGAUGAGUCCGCCAGUGAUGUGACCAACGGGGUCAUCGCUCUGUCAGACGUGGCUGCCGAGGCCGGGGUUAACAAGUUGACAGGAGGGCGUGGAGUGACGGUGGGGCCGAUCCUGAGCGAGUUCAGGUCUGAUGUGUUUUGUGACAAUGAGAAUGGACCCAACUUCCUGUUCAGGAAUAAAGGAGAUGGGACUUUUGAGGAAGUGGCUCGACAGUCAGGGGUGGAAGACGCCUACGAGCAUGGCCGAGGUUUGGCACUCGCAGACUUCAAUGGUGACGGAAAGACAGAUAUCGUGUAUGGCAACUGGAACGGCCCACACAGACUUUACCUGCAGAGGAGCAACUCUAAAUUCCAAGACGUAGCCACCACAGCAUUCGCUUCUCCCUCACCCAUACGCACGGUCAUCGCUGCAGACUUUGACAACGACAAGGAGCUGGAGGUGUUUUUCAACAACAUCGCUUACAACGGAUUCUCCCCGAACAGAGUGUUCAGGGUGUCAAGGAGAGCAGGCGCAGACCCUUUAAUCCAGGCGCUCAACGUGGGAGAUGCUGCAGAGCCACAGGGACGAGGAACAGGUGGCACUGUGACAGACUUGGAUGGGGACGGACAACUGGACCUGCUGCUGACACAUGGAGAGAGCGCCCAGCAGCCAAUCUCUGUCUUUAAGGUCACACAGGGCUCAUCCAACAACUGGCUGCGGGUCAUCCCUCGUACCCAGUUUGGGGCUUUUGCUCGGGGAGCCAAGGUGACGGCCUUCACCAGUCAGAGCGGGGCUCACACACGCAUCAUCGACGGAGGCUCGGGGUACCUGUGUGAGAUGGAGCCUGUCGCCCACUUUGGUUUAGGAAACGAUCAGGUGACGGUGCUCCAGGUCUCCUGGCCUGACGGCAGCUUCUUCACUCGCACCGUGCAGCCUGUUGAGAUGAACUCGGUGCUGGAAGUGGCCUAUCCCACAGAGGGGGGGGCGGCUGUGCUUGCCAAUGACACGCAGUGUGGCCAAGGUUUCACUGUCAGGAAUGGCCGCUGUGCAGAUCUGUGAGGAUUGUCAAACAGAAGUCAAUAGAACCUUUCCGGGGGAAACAUGACAUGAUUUUAAAAUUCUUUUUUUUGAUGUGUGCUUCAAGCAAAGGCCUUUUCUUCUUUACUCUAUGAGUAGUUUUUAAACUUUAGUGUUGUUAUUUGUUUUUCUUGAACUUUUCUGUAUUAAAUGUUGCUUCCUCUGGGUCAUGGUUAUUGUUUUUUCUGCACUGCUACAAACACCUCAAAUGGUUAUGGUCAGAUUAUCAAUUCAUGGAAACAAGAUUUAAAAAUGCACUCAGCUUUCACAAAAACAUGCACCUACCUGAAUAUGACAUCUAACCUGUUUUAAUACAAAGAAAAAAUGAUCCCUUAUCUCCUAUUCUUAUCAUUCUUCCUGAAGACCACCAUCUCCAUCAGUGUCCUUUAUCUGAGCUGUGUUGUCUUGAUCUCUUACUUCCUGUUUCCCCUCCUUGUUCUCUCUGUUUCCGUUCCUCAAUCGAUGCAGCGCUGGCUCCGUUUUAUGAUGGUCUCCGCUCGGCCUCUGUGACCGCCUUUGAAGCCUCCUCAUGUAGGGCAGUUUUGCUGCACUCAGUCAUGGCGCUCUCUGCUCUGGCCCAUUUCAGGGGAUGGUUGUCUUGAGGUUAACAAUGAUGCAGUGAGUCAGAGUCUCCUCAGCGCUGCAUGCCUUUGUCAAGCUAAAAGACUUCCUGUGACGUGCAGGAACAGAGGUACAGUUAGUGCACACACUCAGCUUGGACUUGAGCACUGGUGAGCUGGAUGCAUGCAUUAGUCCCCCUUUUAUAAGACUGAAGACUUGUGACCAGUAUCAUGGCCUGGAUGGAUCUGUAUCAGUGCAGGGAUGAAUAUUCUGUUGAGCAUGUAUGCAAACAUGAAGAUUUUCUGACCAAAGCAUGACAAACUGCAUAUUUUAAAAACAAUUAAAAGCCUUUUCUUUACAACA
Molecule: messenger RNA, 2736 nt
Organism: Notolabrus celidotus (New Zealand spotty)
Lineage: Eukaryota; Metazoa; Chordata; Actinopteri; Labriformes; Labridae
Gene: crtac1a
Product: cartilage acidic protein 1a
Exons: 14
Coding region: 151-1794 (547 amino acids)
Biological process (GO): axonal fasciculation
Source: RefSeq, a predicted model, not a curated record